AUGAAAAUAAUAAAAUCGUUAAUUAGAUCACUAGUAGCAUCACCAAAAAAUUUACAUUACGACAAACAACUAAACCUACAGCUAGACUUAUCAUACAUUACACCCAAUUUAAUAGUAAGUUCAGCUCCCACAACUUCAUAUUUAGAAUCAUGGUAUAGGUAUCCUUUAAAAGAUUUGAUUUUAUUUUUAAAUUUAAGACAUGGAAUUGAUAAUUGGUUUUUAUUUAAUUUUAGAGGUGAAGAUCCUGGAUAUUCAAACGAACAAGUUAAAGAUAAAGUUGCUCAUUUCCCAUUCCCUGACCAUUAUCCACCUAUUUUGAAAAUAAUGAUGGAAUCCACUGUUGCAAUUAAUGACUUUUUAUCAUUAGAUCAAAAAAAUAUUGCAGUUUUGCAUUGUAAAGCAGGUAAAGGUAGAUCAGGUACUAUAUGUUGUGCUUUUUUGAUGUAUGAUUCAAUAAUUAAUAAAGGUCAAGAUAUAGAUAUUGACCAAGUUAUUUCUUAUUACACUAGUAAAAGAAUGAGAUUUUUUGGUGGUGAUGGAGUUAGUAUUUUAAGUCAACGUAGGUAUUUGAAGUAUUGGCAUAUGUAUUUAACCAAUGAAGAACUUGAAUUGAGAUAUCAAAAUUGGGUGACUGAAAGGAAGACUAAGAAGAUAUCAAAAAUUAUUUUACGUGAUUGUAUGAAAAAAGAGGUCUUAUUAAGUUUAUCAGAAUAUGAAAUAGUGAGACAAGAAGUAAAUAGAGAGAAUACCAUAGUUAAGAUAUUGAUUCCUUUGUUGAAUUCCGAAAAUUGUAACAUAACCAAAAGUGGAAAUGACAUGUGCUAUGAAUUACGACAACCAAUUGAAGUAGAUGAAGAUGUAAUGAUUGGGAUUGGUAACUUUUGUUAUAUUUGGUUUAACAUGUUCUUUGAAAAUGAACUUAGGUCGAAGAAAUCACUACAGCAAAAUCAGGAAAUGGUUGAUCAUGGAAAUAACGAUAAUUUCCAAUUCACAUUUAAGUGGGAAGAAGUUGACGGGGUUAGAGGUACUAAACUACAAGGUUUCAAAUUAUUCAGUAAAAUUGAAAUUCUUUUGAGGGAUAUAGUAAUUUGA
Messenger RNA from Lodderomyces jiufengensis, 1092 nucleotides. It is a transcript of the gene TEP1, whose product is annotated as putative phosphatidylinositol-3,4,5-trisphosphate 3-phosphatase. NCBI's taxonomy places the organism in Eukaryota, Fungi, Ascomycota, Pichiomycetes, Serinales, Debaryomycetaceae. Bases 1 to 1092 code for a protein of 363 amino acids. The record is from RefSeq and is a predicted model, not a curated record. The transcript has a single exon. Gene Ontology annotation, biological process: cell motility; phosphatidylinositol 3-kinase/protein kinase B signal transduction; protein dephosphorylation. Gene Ontology annotation, cellular component: nucleus; plasma membrane; cytosol. Gene Ontology annotation, molecular function: protein tyrosine phosphatase activity; phosphatidylinositol-3,4,5-trisphosphate 3-phosphatase activity.